Molecule: messenger RNA, 1545 nt
Organism: Harpia harpyja (harpy eagle)
Lineage: Eukaryota; Metazoa; Chordata; Aves; Accipitriformes; Accipitridae
Product: G-protein coupled receptor 35-like
Exons: 2
Biological process (GO): chemokine-mediated signaling pathway; phospholipase C-activating G protein-coupled receptor signaling pathway; positive regulation of Rho protein signal transduction
Cellular component (GO): membrane
Molecular function (GO): chemokine receptor activity
Source: RefSeq, a predicted model, not a curated record
AUCAACGUCCUUCUUCCUAUGAGACUAAGGGUUAUGGGCACACUAAUAGUAACUGUGUUUUAGCAGCCCAGAGUUUCAAUAAAACCAAUUUAUAACUCUGCCACCUUGUAGCAAGUUAGAAAAUUGCUUUAAAAAUUAAUGUAAUGUCAUCCAUGCAGAAUUAUUUCCUGUACCUGCAAGUUUUUAAACCUAAGGGGAGGCAAAAAAUAAAUACAUCUGACUUUUUGUUGUAUGCCUUCUGGCAAUGUCAGCAGAAGAGUGUGAUUUUUCCUUGACCUUUUACUUCAGGUAGGAGAGGAGAUCUACUAGAUGAGAGGUUUCAUCUGUGUGUGAGACAUACUCUACUGUGCUCAAGGCCAUGGUCUCAGAACACCAUACAACAUCUACACAUCAGGACAAUGAAUGUGUCCAACAACUGCAGUGUCACAAAUCUAGAACUGUAUCACCAUGUUCGUCUCCUUGAAUUUGUUCUGUAUAACCUCAUUUUCUUUUUUGGAGCACUAUUUAAUGCCGUUGCCCUCUGGGUGUUCUUCUGCAAGAUAAAGAAGUGGACAGAAACCAGGGUGUAUGUAAUCAAUUUAGUCUUUGCAGACUGCUUCGUCAUCUGCACCUUGCCUUCCAUGGCUUAUUUGCUCUGGAAUAAGUCAACCCGAGAAGAACUCUGCCAGUUUAUAGAAGCAAUGUAUUUUAUCAAUAUGGUAGUGAGCAUCUACACAAUUUUAUUUAUCUCCAUUGAUUGAUACAUUGCUAUAAAGCACCCCUUGAAAGCCAGGACCCUCAGGUCUCCAUCAAAGGCUGCCCUUCUCUGUGGGCUUCUGUGGCUCUCCGUGAUAAUCGGUGCCACCUUACAGCUUUGGCAGAGACAUGCCACUCUCUGCUUUCAGAAGGACACCACCUCACCCACUACUCUGGGCCUGCUUUCCAUUUUCUUUGUUUUUACUCUUCCAUUAGUAAUCUUGACUUUUUGCUCCCUGGAAGUAAUCAGGAACCUUAAGAAACAUCUGAACACAAAUUCACCAGAGGAGAAAUUAAUCCAGAAAGCUGUUCACAUUAUUUAUGCAGAUCUGAUUGUAUUUCUAAUAUGUUUUCUGCCAGCCUACCUUGGGGUACUUGGCAGGUUCAUAAUGGAGAGAAUCGGAGCUACCUGUUUCCUGCUCCUGGUUAUGAAGAACUUCUCCUCCGUGACAAGGUGUAUUGCCACGUCCAACUGCUGCCUGGAUAGCAUCUGCUACUACUUUGUGACCAAGGAGUUCCGUGAAGCCCUUCUGCUGCCCAAAUCCAGCACUGAAAAAACAGAUCAAAUCCACCCCUCGCAGACACACACUUGCUAAAGGAAGGGGGGUGGGGGCAGGGGGGACAAAAGCCACCAAACCCAAAAACCCCACCACAACUCUGUAAUAUCAAGAGAAGAUACACCUUCAGCAUUACGGGGAUAACUAUUGCUCUUUCUCUCUAGGGACAUCUUUGUUAAGUUUAGCAUUACUAAGUAAGUUCCUUGCGAUUUAUACUCUAUGCUUUUAUUAAACAAAUGAGUGAUUUCACAGA